UCGCGAGAUUGCGCGCGAGAAUGAGCCUCAGCCUGACGAAGUUCUUCUCGAAGAAGAAGAGCACUCCUCCCGUUGACACCGUGGCCGCGGAAAUUGGUCUGCCGACUAACGUAUCGCACAAGUUUCACGUGAGCAAGAACGCGGAGACCGGGCAGCUGGAGGGCCUGCCGGACCCAUGGAUACGCCUGCUCAACACGCAGAUCUCCAAAUCGGAGCAGGACGAGCACCCAGACGCCGCGUUGCAGGCCAUCAAGUUCUACAACUACUCGAUCAAGCGCAAGCCGCAGGAUCAGGAAGUCUUCAAACCGUUCGUCACGCAGGACUUGAUCGAGGAGGAGUCGCAGGAGAUCGACAACAUCCUGACGAAGAAGUAUCGGUCGGAUGUCGGGUCCGACGAUCGGCUGACCCGCGAGAACACGACGAACGAACGGGAACGGAGAUUACCCGAGCUACCGCCAAAAGUGAACAAGCCCCCGAAACCACCUAAACCGCCAAAACCGCCGAAACCGGCGCCACGUAAACGUAGCGACAGAGCGGAGAAGACCCUGACCGAGAUACUAGAGGAUCUGAAUACAUAUCGGAUCAGUGACGGUGAGGAUGAGGAUCCACUGCCACAGGAGGAGGAAGAAGAAAAUGUUACAUCACGUAGGAUAGAGGAGAGUCCUAUUCUGCGACGAAAAACAGAAUGUACGGACGUAAAGCUCAGUGACGAACAGGUAUACGAGGAACUCAGGUCUAUCUGCCAACAGGGAGAUCCUAACUUGCGCUUUGAGAAAACUAAAGAGGUAGGCGCCGGUGCCUCUGGAACUGUGUUCAUAGCCACCGAUCUUGAAUACAGUCAGAAAGUAGCCAUAAAGGAUAUAGAUUUGUCGAAACAACCAAAGAAGGAAUUAAUAUUAACCGAGAUUAAGAUCCUCAAGGAGUUUCAGCAUCCGAAUCUGGUCAAUUUCCUUGACGCUUACCUCGUGGACGAACACCUUUGGGUAGUUAUGGAGCUGCUGGAGGGUGGACCGCUGACGGACGUAGUCACCGAGACUGUGAUGAAGGAGAUCCAAAUUGCGGCUGUCUGCAGAGAGGUCCUCAAAGCGAUAAGCUUCCUGCACACUAGAGGCAUUAUUCAUAGAGACAUUAAGUCGGACAAUGUGCUCCUGGGGAUGAACGGUGCGGUGAAGGUUACGGAUUUUGGUUUUUGCGCGAAUAUCGACGGUGACGAGAAACGACAGACUAUGGUCGGCACUCCAUACUGGAUGGCGCCGGAAGUAGUAACGAGAAAACAAUACGGCAAGAAAGUGGACAUCUGGUCGCUAGGUAUAAUGGCCAUUGAAAUGAUAGAAGGAGAACCGCCUUACAUGAAAGAAACACCAUUGAGAGCAUUAUAUUUAAUUGCUGCAAUUGGUAGACCUUCCAUUCCGAGGUGGGAGAGCCUCAGUCCAACGUUCCAAAAUUUCUUGGAGAGAUGCCUCGCUGUAGAAGUCGAUGAGAGAGCAACCGCCGAUGAGUUGCUCUCUCAUUCGUUCCUAGAAAAUUGCGCGGAAUUAUCGACACUCACUCCACUGAUUCGUGCGGCACAAAGAAUCCUUCAAAAAGCGUUUCAUUAAAUAUUUCUAGAGUUUUACAUCCAUGAUGGUAACAUCCAUGAUAUUUCAUUCUGUUCAUAUAUAUCGCAUUGAAGGAAGAUUAUUUCACAACUGGAAGCCUCGAAAGAUAUCCUCAGAAUAAUAUUUCAUAAUUACUACUGCAUUUAGUUUUCUCACCUCAUUUGACUGCCCUUCGUUUUUAUUCCGCUAUGCUGGUUUAAUAAAACUAAAGCAUAGUGCACUUGAUAGUCAUUUUAACAUUAUUUUAUUCGAACGUCAGUGUGUUCCAAAAGGAUGCAAGUAGUUAUUUUUAAUCUAUUUAAUAAUCUCAUGAUUAUUAUUAUUUUUGCAGAAUGAUAUUGUAGAAUUAUUGUGAAAAUAUUUAAGCAAAUUUGUCAAUUUCUAAAAAUAAGAGGACCAUCCACUUUGCAAUUGUUAUGUGCACUUGUUAUGUGCAAUAUAAUUUAUGAUAAAUUACAGUUUCACUCAGGUAUUUCCGCUCAAUGGUAUUAUAUUAAUGCGCAUUUUGCCAAACAAGUUCAGUAUUUAUCAAAACAAUAAACGGAAUAUUUUAGCUG
Molecule: messenger RNA, 2155 nt
Organism: Pogonomyrmex barbatus (red harvester ant)
Lineage: Eukaryota; Metazoa; Arthropoda; Insecta; Hymenoptera; Formicidae
Gene: Pak3
Product: p21 (RAC1) activated kinase 3
Biological process (GO): protein phosphorylation
Molecular function (GO): protein serine/threonine kinase activity; ATP binding
Source: RefSeq, a predicted model, not a curated record